AAUAAAGUUAACCUGCCACAACGUGGUUAUUCUCUUUCCUUCAACUCAUUGAAAAGUGUGGUUCGAAGUUUUUUCUUAUUAAAGAUUUGCUGUAUUUUCAGCACUUUGCGAUUUAAAAAUCAGUAAAAUGGUUGCCCAAAAGAAACAGAAGAAGGCUAUUGAAAGUAUCAACAGCCGUUUGGCUUUGGUAAUGAAGUCUGGCAAAUAUUGUCUGGGAUACAAGCAGACUUUAAAAACAUUGAGACAAGGUAAAUCAAAACUGAUUAUAAUUUCCAACAACACUCCUCCCCUAAGGAAAUCCGAAAUUGAAUACUACGCUAUGUUGGCUAAAACUGGAGUCCACCAUUAUUCUGGAAAUAAUGUAGAGCUAGGCACAGCAUGCGGAAAAUACUUCAGGGUGUGCGCUAUGUCCAUUACAGAUCCCGGAGACAGUGAUAUCAUUAGAUCCAUGCCUGCAUCUGAAGGUGGUGAAAAAUAAAUCAAGUAGCUUAUCUUUUAUAAUUUAAAUUUUUUUUCAAUAAAAUAUUGAACCAUU
Messenger RNA from Diabrotica balteata, 535 nucleotides. The record is from the annotation of a GenBank genome assembly. NCBI's taxonomy places the organism in Eukaryota, Metazoa, Arthropoda, Insecta, Coleoptera, Chrysomelidae.